Strongylus vulgaris is the source of this 835-nucleotide messenger RNA. NCBI's taxonomy places the organism in Eukaryota, Metazoa, Nematoda, Chromadorea, Rhabditida, Strongylidae. The record is from the annotation of a GenBank genome assembly.
AUUGCUGAGUGAGGUGGUAGUACUUCUCACUAACUGCGGAGCAUCAACUGAGGCAUCAUUAAGAGCAGAAAUGGUGAACACUUUGGCUGGUGGCCAACAAACUCAUUCUCGCCUUCGCUCUGUUAUAGCCGAGAAGGGAAGUAGAGGUGCUGAGAUUGUUGAUCCAUUGUUUGAGAAAGUUUUGAAAGACAUAGCAGAUUUCACCGAACCCAUUGCUGUGCCGGGUGGUCAGAUGCGACAAGGGUCAUAUCAGCUCAAGUCUGAUGUGCGAUUUAACGAGUUUUGUCCGGUGUUGUGCCAGCAUCGUGCACUUUCCCCAAAAUCUAGUGCCGCUGUAUUGAUGGAUGUGGAAAAAUUGGAGAGAGAUCUGCUUAGUAAUGAGGAAAAAAUUGCGCAAAUGUGGAUCCCAUACCAACUAUCGGACUUCUCCGAAAAAACUCGUCACGAAUCCGUGCGACAUAUAGCAAAAGUACUUCUAUGCGACCGAUUUGUGCAACUUUCCAUUGUUGUGCUCGAGGCGGGUAUUCUUGGAAGGCCUGAGAUUCGCGAAACCACCACACAGCUAGUAAUCUACCUUCUGUCAUUAGCUUACCAGUAUAUGGCUACACUGCCUCCAUCUGAAAAGUAUGCAGCUGUUUCGAGGUUCCGAAAGAGUUAUGUGGCCACUGAAGGGUUGAAAGUUGUUCAAUUACCUUUGCUUGUAUUCGUGUUGUUCAUCAUCGAAUGUGAGAAACGAGCCGUGAAAACGAAAUUUCUUGAAAGGACAAUGGCUGGGGAUUUUGACAAGAAGCGUAUAGUUGGCGGUGCUGCUGAAUAUUUGGGACGGCUUGUCACU